CCUUGUUGUUUUUCCUGAAGAUUGUGCCCAUUGGUCCUUGGACAGGCCCUCGCCCUGCCCGCUGGGGGCGCUCAGGGUGUUGCCAAGUGUGAGUAUUGCUGUUACCGCAUUGCGGGGGGAAGCUGGAUGGGCUGGUUUGGCAGGGGGCAGUGAUGGGAGCUUUCACUUCCCUGUCACCGAUCUCAGCCCAGCCCGAGGCCAGUUCUUAGUGGACAGGAGCUCACAUCAUAACUCACAUUAAUGGCAACCACAGGGAGACCAAGACCUGCAUGGGCCGCAGGGACUAUUCCUCCCCACGGAGAGGUUUCAGCAGGGGUCAGGGCUGAGCCAUGUCAGCAGCACCGUGCGGGGCUCACACAGCCGCUGGGAUGUCCUCGUUCCCCACUCAGUGCAUGGAGCUCCAGCUGCCAGGGUUGGAUGUGACUCUGGAUCCCAGCACAGCAAAUCCCUACCUCGUCCUGGCUGAGGAUCGGAAACGUGUGACAUACCGAGACAAGCGCCAGGAUCUGCCUGACAAUCCGGAGAGAUUUGAUACUAUGGCGGUUGUCCUGGGCGCUGAGGGAUUCACGAGCGGGAAACGUUACUGGCAGGUGGAGGUUGGAGGAAAGAAUCUCUGGACUCUUGGGGGUCUGUAGGGAAGCUGUGCGCAGGAAGGGGCAUAUUGUAUAUCUAUCGGAGAAUGGAUACUGGACAAUAUGGCAGCGUGCUGGGCAAUGCAAGGCCAAUACCUCCCCCGCGACCGUCCUGCCCGUGAGUGUCACGGCCAGACGAUUGGGGAUUUUCCUGGACUAUGAGGCGGCCGAGGUCUCCUUUUACA
Messenger RNA from Mauremys mutica (yellowpond turtle), 817 nucleotides. RefSeq names its product probable E3 ubiquitin-protein ligase TRIML1. The record is from RefSeq and is a predicted model, not a curated record. NCBI's taxonomy places the organism in Eukaryota, Metazoa, Chordata, Testudines, Geoemydidae. The coding region runs from base 330 to 635 and encodes 101 amino acids. The transcript has 2 exons.